GACAUUUCUCGUAAGACCAUGUCUCUCCGAUUUUCUAGCAGAUCCAAGCAUAUUUGCUUACGACCUGGAACUGGGUCUGUCAGACCACCCAGUGGAGGUGCUGCUGGAAGUGGUUUUGCCUGUGCCUUGGGAGGGGGCUUGGGCAGUGUUCCUGGUGGGAGCCAUGUUGCUGGUGCCCUUGGAAAUGCUGCUUGUGUUGGCUUUGCUGGAAAUGAAGGCAGACUCCUCUCUGGGAAUGAAAAGGUGACCAUGCAGAAUCUUAAUGACCGCCUGGCAUCCUACCUGGAUAACGUGAGGGCUCUAGAGGAGGCCAAUGCUGAACUAGAGAGAAAAAUCAAGGGUUGGUAUGAAAAAUAUGGUCCUGGAUCUUGCCAUGGACUUGAUCAUGACUAUAGCCGAUACCACCUAACCAUUGAGGAUCUUAAGAAUAAGAUUAUCUCUUCCACUACGGCUAACGCUAACGUCCUUCUGCAGAUUGACAAUGCCAGACUGGCUGCUGAUGAUUUCCGGCUGAAGUAUGAAAACGAGCUCAGCCUUCACCAAACCGUCGAUGCAGACAUCAACGGGCUCCGGCGAGUCCUGGAUGAGCUGACGCUCUGCCGGACCGACCAGGAGCUGCAGUUCGAGUCCCUGAGUGAGGAGAUGACAUAUCUCAAGAACAGCCAUGAGGAGGAAGUGAAGGCUCUGCAGUGCGCCGCUGGAGGCAACGUGAACGUGGAGAUGAAUGCGGCCCCGGGGGUGGACCUCACCAUCCUGCUGAACAACAUGCGAGCUGAGUAUGAAGACCUUGCAGAGCAGAACCGCAGAGAUGCUGGGGCCUGGUUCAACGAAAAGAGUGCCAUUCUGCAGCAGCAGAUCUCGGAUGAUGCUGGCGCAGCCACCUCUGCCAGGAAUGAGCUGAUAGAAAUGAAUCGCAGCCUGCAGACCCUGGAGAUCCAGCUGCAGUCCCUCCUGGCAACGAAACACUCCCUGGAGUGCUCCUUGACCGAGACAGAAGGCAACUACUGUGCACAGCUAGCACAGAUCCAGGCUCAGAUCGGGGCCCUGGAAGAACAGCUGCAUCAGGUCAGAACCAAGACGGAGGGUCAGAAACUCGAGUACGAGCAGCUGCUUGACGUCAAGGUCCAUCUGGAGAAGGAGAUCGAGACCUACUGCCGCCUGAUAGAUGGAGAUGGAAAUUCAUGUUCCAAAUCAAAGGGCUUUGGAUCAGGAAACUCAGGGGAUGCAUCUAAAGAUUUAUCCAAAACCACACUGGUAAGGAUGGUGGUUGAAGAGAUAGAUCAACGUGGCAAAGUUCUUUCAUCGAGGGUUCAAUCUAUUGAAGAAAUGACAUCCAAAAUGACCAAUGGCAAGAAAGAACAAAGGAUUCUGUUCUAG
Molecule: messenger RNA, 1377 nt
Organism: Loxodonta africana (African savanna elephant)
Lineage: Eukaryota; Metazoa; Chordata; Mammalia; Proboscidea; Elephantidae
Gene: KRT28
Product: keratin 28
Exons: 8
Coding region: 19-1377 (452 amino acids)
Biological process (GO): epithelial cell differentiation; hair follicle morphogenesis; intermediate filament organization
Cellular component (GO): cytoskeleton
Molecular function (GO): structural molecule activity
Source: RefSeq, a predicted model, not a curated record